UUGUUUUUUUGUUUGUGAAAGACAAAGAGCAGCACAUCUCCCUCCUGAAGUCACCGAAAGUGAAGAACCAGCUUCCCGCUUUUUUACCGACGAAGAAAAAUAGUGAGGAUGAUUGAGAAAAUGCCGUCCGCUGAGCCCACCGUCAGCUCAAAACAGGUCGUGAAAGAAAUCAACGGAAUAACAACCCAGAUCGUCUGCACUGAGUUCAGCAACUACAUCUUCAUCGUGCUCUCUCAGUAUGGGAAAAUGGGGACCUUGAUAUCUGUCAGACCUGACACCCACUCUAAUGAUAUCAACAACCCAGGACUCUCCACCAAAGUAAUGCUGGGCAAAGACGAGCCGAUGACUCAUGUGUGUGCCAAACACCUGGCAAUGGAUGUGUCUCAGGAGUCUGGCAACAGACCAGUCCUCCUGGGUCUGUCGCUCAAGGAUUCCUCCCUUGAUUCAAUAAAUCAAAUGAAGGAGAUCAUACACAGUUGCAAAGUCUGGUAGUCAGCAAAAUGGGCACAAAGCCUGUACGCUGGCUGAAGUACAGGCCUUCUGGAUGCCCCCAAUGUCACAUUUUUAAACUGUGCUGUUUACUAGAUGCCAGUCUGUGAUUUAAAGAUUGAAAAAAAACUGAUGUUUGUACUGCAAGACAAAUGUAUGAAUCCAAUUUUAAUUGGCUCUGAUAUUUUUGAUUUGUUGAUCCAGUAAAGUUUUUUUGAACAUG
This is a messenger RNA of Pseudoliparis swirei, 712 nucleotides long. It is a transcript of the gene psmg3, whose product is annotated as proteasome (prosome, macropain) assembly chaperone 3. Lineage: Eukaryota; Metazoa; Chordata; Actinopteri; Perciformes; Liparidae. The transcript has 3 exons. Gene Ontology annotation, biological process: proteasome assembly. The record is from RefSeq and is a predicted model, not a curated record. Bases 109 to 492 code for a protein of 127 amino acids.